This is a messenger RNA of Ceratina calcarata, 929 nucleotides long. Its product is annotated as putative defense protein 3. The record is from RefSeq and is a predicted model, not a curated record. The transcript is spliced from 3 exons. Gene Ontology annotation, cellular component: membrane. The coding region runs from base 259 to 753 and encodes 164 amino acids. Lineage: Eukaryota; Metazoa; Arthropoda; Insecta; Hymenoptera; Apidae.
CUUCGGCUCUUACACUUUUUCUGGGACACCCUGUAUAAAUAGAAGCAGGGUCAGCUUGGAUGCAGGGCUUGAAGAAAGUGAAAGUAUCAAUUAAGCAAACGGGAAUCAUGCGUGAGUUUUACAAGAUUCGUGGUGGGAUCUGGUCACGACGUUUGACUUCGCGGAGAUCGAGUGGUGCAGUACCGUUCGAGUCACUCGAGGCGAUCAUUUCAAAUUCGCGUUUCGAACUUUUGUCCGUUUAACCGCGGCGAAAGAAUCAUGGCAUUCGCUACGAGAAACUUAGGGUUCGGAGUAUUGGUCGUGGCUUCUUUAACGCUUCUGGCGGACUGUUUCCCUGAUGGGGCGCCGGUGGACGUUUGCGUGAAGCCGAAUAAAACUAACGAACCUAAUCAUGGCUCAGCGGUUUCGCAACCAACGAAUACGAGCCCUUACACAUUUGCUGCGUCGUCCUCCGAAUACGGCCCGAAUUCCCAGAUAUCUGUGACGAUCAGCGGUUCGCCGUUCAAGGGUUUUUUCAUUCAGGCACGUGACCAAGAGACGAACAGCUGGAUCGGUUCCUGGGCGCAGACCGAUAACACGAAUACCCACCCCGAGUGCAGUGCCGUGACACACGCCGAUCCUGAAGUGAAACAACAGGCCACCCUUAUCUGGAAUGCACCGCCGAACGCGCACGGUCGCGUGUACUUCACAGGCACAAUCCUGAAAGAGUACGCAACGUACUGGUCCCACCUGGUAGCCACGGUAAACCACUAAAUGUUUCCACAGCUACUUUAAGUUCGAACGGAGUUGCUUUCAACCUGAGAAUAUUGUGAUUUCUCGUGGAUGCGAGAAGCAGAGAACGCUUUCACAGCAUUACGAGCUUUGAAUUUGUAAAUCUAUCUUGUAUAUUGAUCUAUUUUUUUUAAAAGAAUAAAUAUAGUGAUACGAAA